AUGUCGUCGACGCCAUCCUCGCGCCGCCGAGGUCACUCUUCGCGCAAAUCACAGUCUUCAUCCCCCGCACAACCGUCUCAAGCGACACCCAGAAACUCUAGGCAGCCCACUGGAGGGCCAGCAGUCGCAUCUUCUUCACCACUCUUUUUCCAAUCGUCGCCGGUUCGGUCAGCGCCCGCACCGCCCUCACAGUUGGCGAGUGAUGGCAUGAUCAUAAGCUCUCCUCCACGACAGUCAUCCAAUGCUGGCGACCGAGAAACCACCCCACGGCCAACCACCAGGCCAGCCGCAGAGUCUUCUCCCGUGCGAUACGAUCCCAGUUCAAGCCCGGGGCGUACUUCAGGUCGCAUUCAGUCUGAUGUACCGAGCAGCAGCAGCGCUCUUUUUGUUCGUCAAGACAGACAACCUCGAAUAUCGUCUCGACGGGGCGACAUUCAUUCGGACACAUUUGCAUCCUCUCCUGCCAACCGUCGGCGCAUAUAUGUUGGCGAAGAUGGCAUGCCAGUUCGAGAUGGUCAAGAUCCACCUUCAGAAGCUACAUUCUCAAACCUCAAUCCCGAUACCUCGGAAGCAGAUGUCAUGGGAGGAGAUUCUACAAGAGUCAUCUGGGGCACAAAUAUCUCCAUUGUGGAUUCCAUGUCCUCAUUCAAGAACUUCCUCUACAACUAUGCAAAGAAAUAUCGAUUGUGGGCUGAUGGAGCAUCCGAAGAGGAGACCAGAGAACUUGGAACCGAUGGGGAUCAGAAAGAAUACCUAGAAAUGCUUCAAGACAUGCGUAAAUUGGGUGUCUAUGGUCUCAAUCUGGAUGCCCGUAAUCUCAAAGCAUAUCCUGCAACACUGAAAUUAUGGCACCAAUUGCAAGCCUACCCUCAAGAAAUCAUUCCACUGAUGGAUCAGGUAGUCAAAGAUGUCAUGGUCGAACUUGCACAAAAAGAAAUGCAAGAGCUUCAAAGAGCUCGUAACGGUGCGACAAGUUCACGCGCCAGGAAUGGCAGCUCAAUGCCUCCCUUGACACCAUCAGACAUGGGCAGUGCUGCAACACCAGCUGCGACCCCUGCUGCAGAUGAAAUUCCCGAUCUUGUUGAAGAGGCAGAGAUUCGACCUUGGAAAGUUUUGCCGUUUGGUCUAGACAAGACCGUUAACAUGCGAGAUUUGGACCCAGCAGACAUCGACAAGCUGAUUUCUAUCAAAGGUCUCGUCAUUCGAGCGACUCCAGUCAUCCCAGACAUGAAAGAAGCGUUCUUCAAAUGCGCGGUCUGUAAUCACACCAUGUAUGUCUCGAUUGACCGAGGUAAGAUUGCGGAGCCGACGCAAUGUCCUCGCACCGCCUGCAAGUCUCGAGACAGCAUGGAGAUCGUGCACAACCGAUGUGUAUUCGCAGACAAGCAAGUGAUCAAGCUCCAGGAGACCCCAGACUCUGUGCCAGACGGCCAAACUCCUCACAGCGUGUCUCUUUGCGUCUACGACGAGUUAGUCGAUGUGUGCAAGGCUGGUGAUCGAAUCGAAGUCACUGGUAUCUUCCGUGGCAACCCCGUCCGUGUGAAUCCCCGUCAACGCACAGUCAAGGCUCUCUUCAAAACCUAUGUCGACGUCCUACACGUUCAGAAAGUGGACAAGCGUAAACUCGGAAUCGACGCAUCAACCAUCGAGCAAGAACUCUCUGAGCAGGUCGUAGGCGACGCCGAACAGACCCGCAAGAUUACGGCAGAGGAAGAAGCCAGGAUCCAUGAAAUAGCCACCCGAGACGAUGUCUACGACAUUCUCUCGCGAAGUCUUGCCCCAAGUAUCUAUGAGCUCGAUGAUGUCAAGAAGGGUAUUCUCCUCCAGCUCUUCGGUGGCACGAACAAGUCGUUUGAGAAAGGUGGUUCUCCAAAAUACAGAGGCGACAUCAACGUCCUUCUCUGUGGUGACCCUUCCACGUCCAAGUCUCAACUCCUCCAAUACGUCCACAAGAUCGCACCAAGAGGUGUAUACACUUCCGGCAAGGGUUCUUCGGCGGUCGGUCUGACGGCGUACGUGACGCGCGACCCAGAAUCUCGACAACUGGUCCUCGAGUCCGGUGCGCUGGUGCUUUCCGAUGGUGGCGUCUGCUGCAUUGAUGAGUUCGACAAGAUGAACGAAUCGACCCGCUCGGUCCUGCACGAAGUAAUGGAACAACAGACCGUGUCCAUCGCCAAAGCAGGUAUCAUCACCACCCUCAAUGCUAGAACGAGCAUCCUCGCCUCUGCAAAUCCAAUCGGGAGUAAAUACAACCCCAACCUGCCUGUGCCUCAGAACAUCGAUCUUCCACCGACACUGCUCUCACGAUUCGAUCUCGUGUAUCUCGUUCUAGAUCGGAUUGACGAAACCACUGAUCGCCGCCUAGCGAAGCAUCUGGUCGGCAUGUACCUGGAAGACACACCAGAGAAUGCGUCAAGAGAAGAAAUUCUGCCCGUCGAAUUCCUGACAGCGUACAUCUCCUACGCUAGACAGAACAUCCACCCCACGCUCACGCCGACCGCCUCAAAGUCCCUUGUGGACGCGUACAUCCAGAUGCGCUCGCUCGGGAGCUCGAUCCAGGCGUCAGACCGACGAAUCACCGCGACGACACGACAGCUCGAGAGCAUGAUCCGGCUCAGCGAGGCCCACGCAAAGAUGCGACUCUCCCAGACCGUCACCGAGGCCGACGUCGCCGAGGCCGUGAGACUGAUCAAGUCCGCCAUCAAGGCCAGCGCCACGGACUCCCGGACUGGCCUGAUCGAUAUGGGCUUGCUGUCCGAGGGAGGCAGCGCGAGCGACAGGCGCAGAAAGGAAGACCUGAAACGCGCCGUCCUGAACGCCAUCGAUGACGAUACCGGCGUCAGGAGUGGCGGCGUCGCCAGGUACAGUGACCUCUACCGCCGGGUGAGCGAAGGAGCCACGGCCGAGAUCGAGGGGGCCGAGUUCCAAGAGGUCCUGAGGUCUCUGGAACAGGAGGGGAAAAUUCAGGUCACGGGCGAAGGUGGGAGGAGAAGUAUCAGGAGGAUCACCGGGAUCUGAUUGAGGAAUCAUCAUUUUCUCAAGUCUUGCCUUGCCAGAGUAUCUCUUUGGUGGGGCCCUCUCUGGAAAAACCUUUCUCUUGUGCUGAGCACAGAGAGUUUGAGGAGUGCUUGCGAACGAGGCUCUUACGAGGACAAUGGGUGAUGUGCUGUAUACUUGGGUCAAUGAGGACAAGAAUGGUAUGACAUGGAUGGUUUGCUAUUCACAAGACGAUUGAUAACUCGGGCGUCACUGGGCGUUUCAGGGUGCGAUGAGAGAUGUCCUCGUCCAUACAAGAGUGUGCAUGAAACCGGACGAGAUAAUACUC
Molecule: messenger RNA, 3325 nt
Organism: Exophiala oligosperma
Lineage: Eukaryota; Fungi; Ascomycota; Eurotiomycetes; Chaetothyriales; Herpotrichiellaceae
Exons: 3
Coding region: 1-3018 (1005 amino acids)
Biological process (GO): double-strand break repair via break-induced replication; DNA replication; DNA strand elongation involved in DNA replication
Cellular component (GO): nucleus; MCM complex
Molecular function (GO): single-stranded DNA binding; single-stranded DNA helicase activity; ATP binding
Source: RefSeq, a predicted model, not a curated record